AUGUCUCAACCCCCGCAGCCCGAUGGCCUCAAGCCAGCGGAUGACCCCUUCGAUACCUUUAUGCGGGAGCUGAACUCCCCCACCGGCACCAGGGAGCUCGAAUUCAUGAGCCGAGAGUUAGAUCCCGGGGAAAAAGCGGAUGAUGCUGUGGAUUAUGAAGAUAUCGAAGAUGAUGACGACCUCCCGGACGAAGAGCCGUCCAAACAUCCAGAUGCCGAAGACAAAACUGUUCAGCAGGGCCAGGGCUGGGAUAGCUUCACCCAAGACCUUGACACCGAAUUUUCCCGGCAGCCCCCAGGAGACGAACUUGAUGAUUUAUUCGGAGACGUACCGUCAUCACCUGUCGCGGCGGAGGCGGAUAAGCAUGGGGGGUUCGGACGUGCGCAGGAGACACAGCUUGCGCCUGGUGAAUCGGGGUUGCAGUCGCCGGUAGAUGAUAUGGACAUGAUAUUUGGUGAUGACGGAAAAGAAAGAUCUCCAACUCCAACAGAUAUGGACCCAGAAACGCUUCGACAGUACCAGCUACAACAGGCUCUAUUUGCCAUGUCCGCUUACGGGCCAGAUAACCCCCCAGCACCACCGGAGAAUCAUGAAGAAUUACUGGCGUCCCUGUGGCCUAAAUUCAAUCGCGAUGCUAUGCCGCGCUUCCUAGAACUCCUCCCUCCGAAAAAAUCACAUUACAUCGGCAAGACGCCGCUGAAACCACCCAAGCGGAUUUUGCCUACAAAAUUAAAACUCGAGUUUGCGCAAGAUCAGGAGCGCAUGUUUCGUUCUACCGGGAAACUAACGAAGCAGGCUUCAGAGCCAGAUUCACCGUCUGUCAUCAUGAUUAGUCCCCCUCCGAAAGAUGACGAUACCCUUGAUGAUAUCAUGGAUCUAGAGGAGGAUGAUUGGGAUGAGCAGCUUCCCGGAGGGGUUACUAUGCAGGACUUACAAUUUAUUUGUGCGGACUGGGACUUCAAGGACACAAUCUCGGAUGAAGAAGGACCUGAUCAAAACCACCUGCCUGCUCCAGAUGGUGAAUUCAAUGAAGAGGAGGAUGAUUGGCUUUUUGAAACAACGCCUCCAGCCAAAAAACGAAAAUUAGAAAAAGGCCCAGCCGAUUACCUUGCCCUUUCUCACAUCGACUUUCCUUUACUAGACGACCCUGCGGAGGUUACUGCUAAGCUUGCCAAACGGAUUAUUCUCGAUAUGAAUGAUCCCCGUCUUUUGCUCGACGAAAUAACCCCAGAACCAUCAGUCCAGGAAACGAAACUUGGAAGCGCUAGGACCCAGACCGACAAUUCCACAAAACGCAUGAUGCAACGCUAUAAUAUAUCAAAUGACGAAGCUUAUGAGAUGCUGAAAGAGAAUCAUAAAAACAAGGUCCGCAGUACGCUUGGCAAUAUUGUUCUGGAGCAUAGUAUGCCUGCAGUGCGACUCCAGUGGCCCUACUAUAAGACAAGGCUCGCGAGGCAGGAGGCUCGAUCUUUUCAUCGUCCUGCUCUCACUUUCUUCCCGAACCUCCCUAUCACCUUCAAAAAGCCGGCCGUGAUCAAGCGGAAGCACCAAAAAGGCAAGGAUGCCAAAUCUCUCUAUGAUUCAACAAAAUCUUUGUCUUUGGCGGAUAACUCGCAUGUUUUACUGCUCGAAUACUCUGAAGAACAUCCUAUGAUGAUGUCAAAUUUUGGGAUGGGAAGUCGCGUGAUCAAUUAUUAUCGCAAGAAAAAUGCCGAGGACUCCAUGCGUCCCAAAGGCGAAAUCGGAGAGACUGCAGUGCUUCUUCCCGAGGAUAAAAGCCCCUUUUCCACAUUCGGUCACGUUGAUCCGGGAGAGACCACGACUGCAAUUGCCACAGGCAUGUUCCUUGCUCCCGUUUUCCGACAAGAGUCGAAAAACACCGAUUUUCUCGUUGUCAGAAAUAGCACUGGUGUGGACGGUGCAAGCUAUUAUCUAAGAAAUAUUGAAAAUCUAUACGUCGCAGGGCAACAGUUUCCGUCUGUUGACGUACCAGGACCUCAUUCGCGGAAGGUCACAACUGCAGCAAAGAAUCGUCUAAAAAUGAUUUGUUAUCGCCAAAUUCGGAAAAACCGCAACCACAGAGUCAGUGUUGCCGAUAUCACCGAACAUUUCCCCGAGUCGACUGAUAUGCAAAACCGCCAGAAGAUGAAAGAGUUUUUGCAAUUUUCGAAGGAUCACAAGGAAUGGGAGAUGAAACCCGGAGAACCCAUACCGGACGAAGAUGUCUUACGGGGUUAUGUCAAGCCUGAAGACAUCUGCCUUCUUGAGUCGAUGCAGGUCGGUUUACAAUAUCUUCAUGAUGCAGGCUAUGACCGUGAGGAGGAUGAAGACGACGAUGGAGAUAAAGAAGGUGAUAGUUUAGAGCAACAACUCGCCCCAUGGAAAGCUACACGGAACUUUCUUCUUGCUUCUCAAGGAAAGGCGAUGCUACAGUUGCAUGGUGAAGGAGACCCGACAGGCCGAGGAGAAGGAUUUAGUUUCAUCAAGACGUCCAUGAAAGGAGGGUUUAGAGCGGUGGGUGAAAGUGUUGAAGACAAACUCGAUGCCCAAAGACUCAAAGAACUGGGCGGGCACAGUUAUAAUGUUGCACGCCAGCAGAAGUCGUAUGAAGACUCUAUUCGCAGGAUUUGGGAAAGCCAGAAGAAAAGCUUGUCAUCGACAAUUGAGCAUUCUGAUGCUGAAAGUGAUAUCGACGUCGACGAAGCUGAGGACUUGUUUGGAAAAUCCUCUGGCUUAGAACGACGCACCCCUCUACCAGGGCGCCGCGAUGACGAGACGACCAGCCAGUUUAGCAGAUUAAGUACGUCAAGUCAAACCAACAAAGUCAUGAGAAUUGUUCGCCAGGUCAGAAACUCUAGGGGACAGAUCGAAGAAGUCCAGGAAAUCGUUAAAGACCCGAGGGUCAUCAAACAGUAUCAGAAGCAGCGGUACGAAGCGGAACUCAGGGAAUUAUCUGCCGCCGACAUGGUGCCAACCGGCGAUCCCGAAACGGACGCUCGUCGCAUGAAACAUAUCCAAGACGAACUCCAACGUCUACAGCGCAACAAGGAGCGUCGCCAUGCCCGCGAGAAACAAAAGUCACUUAUGACCGAACCCAGGGAAGGUUCCCCAGAGACCGCCAACUCUCCCGCACCCACCGCCGCACCGAAAGGUGCUACACAGCGGAAAUGCGCCAAUUGUGGACAGGUUGGACAUAUCAAAACGAAUAAAAAGUAUGACUCCCCUUUCCCUCCAUCACCUCUUGUAGGUGGAAUGAUAAUCAAGAGCAAACCACCAACUUAUACUUUCUUAGACUCUGCCCUCUUCUCAACGGGACGAUGA
Molecule: messenger RNA, 3321 nt
Organism: Uncinocarpus reesii 1704
Lineage: Eukaryota; Fungi; Ascomycota; Eurotiomycetes; Onygenales; Onygenaceae
Exons: 3
Coding region: 1-3321 (1106 amino acids)
Biological process (GO): transcription by RNA polymerase II; RNA polymerase II preinitiation complex assembly
Cellular component (GO): transcription factor TFIID complex
Molecular function (GO): histone acetyltransferase activity; RNA polymerase II general transcription initiation factor activity; RNA polymerase II general transcription initiation factor binding
Source: RefSeq, a predicted model, not a curated record